Molecule: messenger RNA, 402 nt
Organism: Naegleria fowleri
Lineage: Eukaryota; Heterolobosea; Eutetramitea; Acrasida; Naegleriidae
Exons: 1
Coding region: 1-402 (133 amino acids)
Biological process (GO): mitochondrial respiratory chain complex III assembly
Source: RefSeq, a predicted model, not a curated record
AUGUCUUCACCUGUUUCGCCUUCACUCUCUGCGUAUCGGGCGUUGCUGAGAGCCAGUCGAUUGGUAUUUCAUGGCGACACACGAACACUCAAUCUCUCUCUCCGACAAAUACGAACUGAAUUUGAAAAGAAUAGAUUUGAAAAGGACGAAAAGAAGAUACAAAAACUCAUUUCCGAUGCUCAUGAAGCCUCCUCGUUUUUAGUUACUUCCGUUCUUCAGGGUGUGAAAGAACAAGAUGGCUUCAAAAUUCGACUCAAUAAGAAACAAGUAGAGGCUAAUUUAGAUGCCAAUGUAACAAUUAAAGGCAUUGAUGAUCAAUAUUUGGAGAGUUUGGAAAGAAGAGCAAGCAGAAAAAAGAACAAGGAUGAAGAGUCUGGCUCUGAUUCAGUGACUAGUAAUUAA